CAGCUUCUCUCUCAAUUUUCUUUCUUUUUUUGUUGCCUUUUUACCUGAAAAUAUACUCCAAUUUUACGAUAAUCAGUUUCUUUAUACUCCGAAGAAGCCUCUCUCCCAGGAUUGUUUCUAUAAUUUACAAAAGAAAAAGUAAUAAUAACUGGUUAAUUUCGUCAGGGGCUAAGCUUGUUUGCUUCCAUAAAUUGUUCUAUUUACUUCUUUCAAUUUAUUGGUUCUGGGUAUUCUUGGUUCUUGUUCGAUCGUUUAUUUUCAAUUUGUUUGAGGAUGGUUUGCAUGGUUUCUCGCACUGGAAGGCACUUGCAGCGAUACGAUAACCUAGGCCGCCGCCAAGUUGUCGGUUGCAUUCCCUAUAGAUACAAAUCUAGCAGUGAUGGAACCAUGACUGAUGACUUGGAGGUACUUGUGAUCUCCUCCCAGAAAUGUCAAAAAAUGAUGUUUCCCAAGGGUGGCUGGGAGCUUGAUGAAUCUAGAGAAGAAGCUGCAUUAAGAGAGUCACUUGAAGAAGCUGGUGUUCUAGGCAAUGUUGAGUGUGAACUGGGGAAGUGGGACUUCAUAAGCAAAAGCCAUGGCACAUUUUAUGAAGGUUAUAUGUUCCCUUUGCUAGUGAAAGAAGAACUUGAUUUCUGGCCUGAGCAAAAUCUGAGACAAAGGACAUGGAUGAAUGUUAAAGAAGCCAGGGAUGUGUGCCAGCAUUGGUGGAUGAAGGAAGCUUUAGACAUAUUGGUUGAAAGACUCAACUCAUUAAAGCAGCAAAAUGAACAAAAUUAUCCCAACAUCUGCUCUGAUUUAGUGGCAAAGAUUAGUAGUUUGUAAAAUAUGGGGGGCAUUUUUCCGAGGCUGUUUAGAUUUGAAUCUUCUGUUGAAAACAAAGGAGGAUCAGCAACCAUCAGUGCUUAUGGCCAAUUAUGUUGGCUACCAAAUACAGUCACUCACAGCUGGGUAAAAUGUUAGGAAAAUAACUGUAAUUUUUUGGAUGUUGGGUUGCACUGCUAGUUGCAGCUUCUUAGGAAGCAAUUAAUAUGAGAAAUUAGUGGGAAAAAAGGGAGGAAAGAACCCUAAAUGAAGAGAUUUUGUAUCAAGUUGUAUAUUUGGCCCUUGAAGUUUAAUCUACUUGAAUGUAAAUCAGUUAUCAAUUAUAAUAUCUUUGAAAAUUCAAUAA
Gossypium raimondii (Peruvian cotton) is the source of this 1168-nucleotide messenger RNA. Its product is annotated as nudix hydrolase 18, mitochondrial. The transcript is spliced from 5 exons. The record is from RefSeq and is a predicted model, not a curated record. The coding region runs from base 274 to 822 and encodes 182 amino acids. Gene Ontology annotation, molecular function: pyrophosphatase activity. Gene Ontology annotation, cellular component: cytoplasm; nucleus. NCBI's taxonomy places the organism in Eukaryota, Viridiplantae, Streptophyta, Magnoliopsida, Malvales, Malvaceae.